Paralichthys olivaceus (Japanese flounder) is the source of this 2410-nucleotide messenger RNA. RefSeq names its product arf-GAP with dual PH domain-containing protein 1-like. Gene Ontology annotation, biological process: positive regulation of GTPase activity. The record is from RefSeq and is a predicted model, not a curated record. Gene Ontology annotation, molecular function: GTPase activator activity; phosphatidylinositol-3,4,5-trisphosphate binding; phosphatidylinositol bisphosphate binding. Gene Ontology annotation, cellular component: intracellular membrane-bounded organelle; cytoplasm; plasma membrane. NCBI's taxonomy places the organism in Eukaryota, Metazoa, Chordata, Actinopteri, Pleuronectiformes, Paralichthyidae.
CUCUGCUCACACGCACCCUCCACUCCAUGGUGUUUCAGCGCGUCAUGACGCACUGUGUCUACUCAGUCCAGCGCGUCCGGCCGGUGCUAGAAAAAAAUAUGUUGUAACUUUCGAUGCAUGAGAGUUUGAGGUUUCCAGACGCUGAUGAGUCUUCAGAGCAAAUUCUGUGUCAUCAUGGCUUCGGAUCAAGAAAAUAACAGAGGGCGAAUGAAACAGCUUUUGGAGAAACCUGGGAAUGGAGAGUGUGCCGACUGCGGAGCUGCAGACCCAGAGUGGGCCUCCUAUACCCUGGGUGUGUUUGUGUGUCACAGCUGCUCAGGCCUCCACAGAAACAUUGCUCAGAUCAGCAAGGUGAAGUCUCUCCUGCUGGAUCCCUGGAGCUCCUCAGAGGUGGAGUUUAUGGACUCUACUGGUAACAAUGCUGCCAAGGCCAAAUAUGAGAAGCUAGUUCCUGCUUUCUAUUACCAACCCACACACAAAGACUGCAUGCUCCUGCGGGAACAAUGGAUUCGAGCCAAGUACGAGAGGAAGGAGUUUCUUUGUGUGGAUAGGCAGGAGCCCUACUCUGCAGGAUACAGAGAGGGGUUCCUAUGGAAACGAGGCAGAGACAAUGGACAGUACCUCAGCCGAAAAUUCAUUCUGUCCGAACGGGAGGGUGUUCUGAAGUACUUCAACAAGCAUGAUGCCAGAGAGCCCAAAGCGAUAAUGAAGAUGAAUACUGUGAACGCCACGUUCCAGCCGGCUAAAAUUGGCACAGCUCAUGGCCUGCAGAUAACCUAUCUGAAGGACAACAGCACCAGGAAUGUCUUUGUUUACCACGAGGAUGGAAAGGAAAUGGUGGACUGGUUCAACGCCAUCAGAGCAGCCAGGUUUCAUUACCUGCAGGUGGCUUUUCCUGGGGCUCCCCAGUCUGAUUUGUUGCCGACGCUAACCAGGAACUACACAAAGGAGGGUUACAUGGAGAAGACUGGUCCAAAGCACAGGGAGGGAUUCAAGAAGAGGUGGUUUACGCUGGACGACAGGAGGCUCAUGUACUUCAAAGAUCCACUGGACGCUUAUGCACGAGGCGAGGUGUUCAUUGGCAGUAAGGAGAACGGCUACAGUCUGCUUCCUGAGCUCCCUGCUAACACUCAGGGCUACCACUGGCAGUUUGGAAUUACCAUAUUGACCCCGGAGAGGAAUUUCCUUUUUGCAUGUGAGACUGAGAAGGAUCAGAAGGACUGGACGGUUGUAUUUCAGACGGUUAUCAACAGACCAAUGUUGCCUCAGGAGUAUGCAGUUGAGGCCUAUUUUAAACACAAACCAUGACUCUUGUAGUCUUUGAGGAACUUUUGGUGCAGGAUGAGAAGCAAGAAGUGGAGUCUGAAGAAGAAAAUGACCAGAGAGGCAUCUGUACUUUACAUCUCUAAAUAGGUCUUAUAGAAUGAAGGGGGACAGUGUGAUUAUCAUUCCCACAAUUACGUCUUUUACUCAACGUGUCAUCCUGCUUCAUUUCACUUACAUUAGACCCAUUUCUUAGUGAAUCAGAAUCUGAGCGGAAUCGGCCUAAAUCUCAUUUGUCAUUGUAACUCACAUAAUUGAAGGGAGCAGUCAUCCUCACCUGAAUAUGCCAAAAAUGAUGUGUGUAUAUGUAUGUAAUGUAUGUUUGCCUUUUGUGUAGGAAUCAGAACUGUUGCUGCUCAGACUUGAACAGAUUUAAAUGUGGUGCUUUCUAGUCUUGUAAUAACAGUAUGAGUAUUUGUCGUGACUUUCAACAAAGAGUACAAGCUAGGCCAUCAGGUCAGUUAUACGCAGAAUAAAAACAAUCUGACACAGGAUUGAAAAGUCAGUAGGAAAUAACAAUACUAUUACUCAUGUUUAUUUCCAUGUAGGAGUAUAAUAUUUAUUUUGUUGUAUUUAUUUGUCUAAUUUGCUAUCUGCAGCUUUUAAUGAUAUGAUGCCAGGCAUUGCAGGUACAAUUAAUUUUUUAAAACUUUUAAUACACAUUCAAACAGCUGCAUGUAUAUGUAUGGUAUACAAUUUAUUUGGCUUGCAUUCCCAUUCCUUCUUUUGUACAACCAACAAAUUAAGAUUAUUUCAUAUCAAGGUUAUUUAUCCACUAGAGGGAGACAAAGGAAUCUUAAACUUGUGAUUUAACCCACAGCAACCACACUCUGUACACGUAAAAAAACAAAACAGGUGUGCAUGUUAAAUAUAUUUCAUACAAUGACUCAAAAGAAAGGCCUGAAGAUGCUUCUGAGCAGCGAUGAACAAUGUGAGUGUGCAUCCAUUGUGCACAAGUGUCAGCCAAGACGAAGACCAAGUUCCAUUUUGUUCUGUAACUCACGCUCUGAACACACUGAAGUCACGUAAGAGGAUUUGUGUCGGUGAAUGUGAAAUAUACUCAUGAUUAAAAAGGUUUGAAGCCACA